AUAGAGAAAAAUGUAUAUGAAGUCCUCCAGGCACAUCGUCGCGAGCUAAGGAUUUGGUGCUCCAAGACCAGAAGAAACCCGGAAAGCCGGAUAAGGUAGCUCCAGCGUAGCAGACCCUUACACACCAGGUACUCACUCAGCUCGUCAUACCAAUAUUGGAGGGUUGCACAAAGUGGUGGAGCAGACUGGAGGGAGAGAGAGGGAAAGAGAAGGCAAAGAGUACAUCAUUCCCGUCGUAUGGCCUAGUACAGAGAGGGCGAGAGGCAAAAAAGGAAGACUGUGUAGUGUCGGCAGUUGAGAGAACAAGAUAGUCGCGUGCUACAGAGAUCCCUCUACCAUGCUUCCACAUAAGUCUCAGCCCUUUCCGAAACCGUUUUGUCGAGAUUUUAAUGGGCGAAGGGUCACGACAAGGCCCUACUCUAUGAACCGACCGUUAGCCCCCCGCGGAUGUCCUACCACAUCAAUGCUUAUUUAGAGCCAGGAGUUGGUAAGUCUUUCAUGGAUUGUUGUGUGGGUAUAAAUAUGAAUCUUUUGGACUCGGUAUUGGGGUUAGCCUAAUAUAUGGCAAUUAAACGAGAAGACCUAGUGCCGCAACCAUUACGAUCCUGUGAGAAAGUAUACCUCAUGGAUUCGGGUCCCUCAGAAAAAGAGCCUUGCCAUGAGGCCGAUAAGCAGGCAUCGCUGCAGUGUCAUCAGAGGGGGAGCUUCGACGUCACAGCUUGGAGCCAUGAUGCAUUAACACCACCCAACCACGACCUAGAUGGCAAGACUUUAUCGCUUAGUAUAAGAAAAGACGACUGUCAACAUCAAUCGAGUCUUAGCAGUGACUUAGAGAAGAGGGGAAGCGGAGAGGAUCCAAGGGCACACAUUUUCCUCGGAAAGCCUAUGUCGGUAAUCCGCGAGAUAGCGUUCUUCACCGUCGUGGCAACAGCUAACUUCACUCCACAUUCUGGUUUUCACCAAGCACUCUGUAUCCUUCAUAUCAUAGGGUCCGACCUUGGUGUUACUCAUUCGGGUCAGCUCGUUUGGCUCAUCGCAGGUUAUGGCUUAACUGGGACGUUCAUUUUGCUGGCAGGUCGUCUUGGAGACGUAUACGGACACAAGCUCAUAUUCCUCGUCGGCAAUGUCUGGUUCGCGCUAUUCUCGCUCGCUGCUGGGUUAGCCGUCUAUACGCCUCGACCCUAUGCCGUCUUUCUGUUCGCACGCAUCAUGCAGGGGGUCGGACCAGCGUUGCUAGUACCGAGCGCCGUAGCGCUACUAGGAAUCACCUACGUACCAGGGCAACGAAAAGCUAUGCUAUUUGCCAUGUUCGGGGCCAUGGCACCAGCUUCCGCUAUUAUCUCGCCGGCAUUUACAGGCUUGUUGGCGUUAGCGCGAUGGCAAUACGCCUUUUUCGCCUUGUCUCUCCUAUUGAUCUUCACUACGAUUGCCGGUGUGUUUGUUAUCCCCGGUGGUUUGUCUCCCGAGAAAGGUCGAAUGCCCCAUGGGGGUUUGGGGGCGAUAUGUGCUGAGCUGGAUGUUCUCGGUGCUUUGACCGGUGUGAGCGGCCUUGUCCUCAUUAGCGUGUCUUGGAACCAAGCUUCUAUUCACAGCUGGCAGGAUCCCUAUGUGCCUGUCCUCCUGAUGACUGGGAUCUUGCUAUGCGUAGUAUUUGUUUUUGUUGAGAAGCAUGCUAGGAAGCCUCUAAUACCAAUGGAGGCUAUCAAUUCAGGAGUAGCUUUCAUUCUUGCAGCUGUGUUCUGCGGUUGGGGCUGCUUUGGUAUCUAUAUCUAUUACAUCUGGGAAUUUUAUGAAAUGCUACGAGGCGCAUCGCCUCUAUUAGCAACGGCCAUGCAUAGCCCGAUAUUUGUUAGUGGGAUUGCGGCGGCCAUCACGACAGGAAUGAUCAUUCACCGCGUCGGACCUGCGGUCGUAAUGGCUCUCGCGUUGUUGGCCUUUACUGUCGGUACCACUCUGAUUGCGACAGCGCCAAUCGAACAGUCAUAUUGGUCACAAACCUUCCUUUGCAACUUGAUUGUCACUUGGGGGAUGGACUUGAGCUUUCCAGCGGCGACACUCAUGCUUUCGGAUCUGGUUUCUAGCGAGCACCAAGGCAUCGCAGCUAGCUUGGUUACUACCGUGGUGAAUUACAGUGGCGCGCUGGCGCUAGGAGUCGCCGGAACCGUCGAGCUUCAUGUGAAUAAAGGAGGGAAAACGUCCCAGGAUAUCCUAAAGGGUUAUAGGGGGGCUUGGUAUGUGGCGAUUGGGUUAGGCGUAGUCGGCUUAAUGCUGUGUUCGAUCUUCACUUGGAAAUUCUCGAAACGUCAACGAGGGUUGCCUAGAGGAUGAUUAAGAGGAUCGUACUCUGAUAUUUGGUUGGCGACACUGAGUCUACAUUUAUCGGGAUCAAGUCCGCAGGUAUUGAAUCGAUAUGCGGUUUCUUUACUUGAAAAUGGUUGAUGAAUCAAUAAGCGAGGACCAUCACUUCAACCACUUAAAUCGGGAUUUACGGGUAUGGUGACGAAUGUCUCAGAUUACGAAGCUUGUGGCUUUCAUAUCCGAUUGCUCGUAGGGUCCUUGUUUCUGUACAGUUCAGAUUACAUAAAAAAUAAUUGACUGUAAGGUUG
Molecule: messenger RNA, 2606 nt
Organism: Hypoxylon trugodes
Lineage: Eukaryota; Fungi; Ascomycota; Sordariomycetes; Xylariales; Hypoxylaceae
Product: MFS general substrate transporter
Exons: 3
Coding region: 562-2328 (588 amino acids)
Biological process (GO): transmembrane transport
Cellular component (GO): membrane
Molecular function (GO): transmembrane transporter activity
Source: RefSeq, a predicted model, not a curated record